Molecule: messenger RNA, 2729 nt
Organism: Cicer arietinum (chickpea)
Lineage: Eukaryota; Viridiplantae; Streptophyta; Magnoliopsida; Fabales; Fabaceae
Product: nucleobase-ascorbate transporter 11-like
Biological process (GO): transmembrane transport
Cellular component (GO): membrane
Molecular function (GO): transmembrane transporter activity
Source: RefSeq, a predicted model, not a curated record
AGUUUGCAAUUCUUCACGCUUCACAGCAGAAAAUACUUGAAGCUGAAGAUAAGAGCCAACAACUUUGACAACACUGUCAGUAUUUUGCUCCGAAAAGUAAUAUCGACAAAAAAAAAAAAACCAACACACAUUAUGAAAUUAAAGUGACGAUGAUGAGGUAAGAGAAGCUUGUGUUUGUCACAUUUUCAUUGCAACCAACGGCCAUACCGGAGGGCCAUUUCGGUAAUUCCACUCCCACCGUUUCUUCAAAUGUCACCAUCAUUGCUAAAAAAAGCACUUUAACUUGUAGUUCUAUGCAUUCACUCUCACUGCGGCUCCUACUCUCUUUUCUGUACAUGUAAUAAAAAUCCAAUCUUUAUUCUAUUCAAAAUUUUGGGUUGAUUUUAUAUAUCACUGCCAUUUUGUUCAGACAAUGGAAACUAAGUCGAAUUCAGAAUCAUUGAACAAAAGGGGUGUUACUGUUGACCCAAAAGUGGCACCUUUUGUUCCAAAAACUGAUCACAAUCCAAGAGAUUUGCGUUCAUGGGCCAAAAGAACAGGUUUUGUUUCUGAUUACUCAGGUGAAGCAGGUACAAGUGGGAGUGAAAAGUUUGAACCUAUAGAUCCGGUUAUUGUUAGAACGAGACACAACAACAACAACAAGGGUAUUGAGAUCCAACCAGUUUCACAUGGAGGAACUGUUUUGGAUGAGAAUGUUAGAAAAGAGAAUGAGCCUGUUUUUGCUUUGAAUCCUGAUGGUGAGAGGAAAGUUGGUUAUAGAGGGAAUGUUAAUGGUAAUGGUAGUAAUGGUCAUGGAGUAUCUGCAGUUACUCCUGUGCCAGAGGAGAAUAAGAAUUUGGUAGAGGGAGAAGUUAAGGUUAAUCUGUAUGAAGAAGGAGUGGAACCUGUGGAUGGUGGUGGGUGGAAAGGACCAUCAGAGUUGAAGUGUGGACUCAAAGAAAAUCCUGGUUUUGUAUCUCUUAUCUAUUAUGGCUUACAACACUAUCUAUCAUUGGCCGGUUCACUUGUAUUGAUCCCAUUAGUCAUGGUACCCGUCAUGGGUGGAACAGAUAAGGAUACUGCUACCGUGAUUUCUACAAUGUUGUUUCUUUCUGGCAUCGCAACUAUACUGCACUCGUACUUUGGUACGCGACUGCCUUUAGUUCAAGGGAGCUCAUUCGUGUAUUUAGCACCAGCAUUAGUCAUUAUAAAUGCUCAAGAAUAUCGAAAUCUUACAGAACAUAAAUUUAGGCACAUAAUGAGGGAACUCCAAGGUGCUAUAAUUGUUGGUUCAAUAUUCCAAUGUAUCUUGGGAUUUAGUGGCUUGAUGUCUAUCCUACUCAGGUCAAUCAACCCGGUUGUGGUUGCUCCAACUGUUGCUGCUGUUGGUUUAGCAUUCUUCAGUUACGGUUUUCCACUAGCUGGUGCUUGUUUAGAAAUUACUGUUCCACAAAUUGCACUGGUUCUAUUUUUCACUCUGUAUCUUCGAGGAAUAUCUAUCUUUGGACGUCACUUAUUUCGAAUUUAUGCCGUUCCCUUGAGUGUAACGAUAGUUUGGAUAUUCGCAUCCUUUUUAACAGCUGGGGGUGUAUAUAAUUACAAAGGAUGCGAUCCCGAUAUACCAAGUUCAAACGUUCUUACAGACGCGUGUAGAAAGCAUGCAUAUACCAUGAAGCAUUGCAGGACUGAUGUUUCCGACGCAUUGUCUACUGCUGCAUGGGUCAGAAUUCCUUACCCUUUACAAUGGGGUAUCCCUAUUUUCCACUUCAGGACUUCCAUAAUCAUGGUCAUCGUGUCACUUGUUGCUUCUGUAGAUUCAGUUGGAACAUAUGGUACUGCAUCUCUUCAAGUAAAUUUGAGGCCUCCAACUCGAGGAGUUGUGAGCCGAGGUAUUGCACUGGAGGGUUUCUGUAGUAUAUUGGCUGGUCUUUGGGGUUCAGGUACCGGUUCAACGACUUUGACAGAAAACGUGUACACAAUUAACGCCACAAAGGUGGCAAGUAGGAAGGUAGUGGAACUUGGAGCUGUUUUCUUGAUCCUGUUCUCAUUAAUAGGAAAAGUGGGGGCCCUUCUUGCUUCCAUUCCACAGGCCUUGGCUGCUGCUGUACUGUGUUUCAUGUGGGCUCUUACUGUGGCAUUGGGCCUAUCGACUUUACAGCACGGUCAAUCAACCAGCUUCAGAAACAUGACAAUCGUUGGUGCUGCAUUGUUCCUUGGUAUGUCCGUUCCAGCUUAUUUUCAACAAUACCAGCCCGAGUCCAGUCUCAUACUGCCGAGUUAUCUGCUUCCUUAUGCGGCAGCAUCAAGUGGACCAUUCCAUUCUGGCAUUAAACAACUUGAUUUCGCGAUCAAUGCUCUCAUGUCAAUGAACAUGGUGGUUACACUGUUGGUGGCAUUUCUACUCGACAACACUGUCCCUGGAAGUCGACAAGAACGAGGGGUGUAUAUAUGGUCGAGACCUGAAGACAUUGCCGCGGAUGAAGCCUCGCCGCAAUCUGAAUAUUCUCUGCCUAAGAAAUUUGCCUGGUGUUGCUGUUGGCUCAAGUGUUUGGGAGUCUAAUACUUGGUGGACAUUUCAUUCACAGCAACAUUUCUUCAAGAAAAAAUGUCACUGCUUAGAAGCUAAUGCAGAUCAUGAAGAAAAAGGUAAAUGUACAUUGUAAUAUAGUUACUUUCACAUAUGUCAGUCAAAUUGUAUGCUGAAAAAUAUAAUGUACUUGAAAUAUUUAAAUAUUUUUUAUCAAUAAAUA